Molecule: messenger RNA, 1133 nt
Organism: Suillus clintonianus
Lineage: Eukaryota; Fungi; Basidiomycota; Agaricomycetes; Boletales; Suillaceae
Exons: 4
Coding region: 80-877 (265 amino acids)
Source: RefSeq, a predicted model, not a curated record
ACCCACGUGCAACUUCUGGGGUGCAAGGUAUUUACCCUUUCCUUUGUUCUACGUCAAGCUCAUUGGUUGUGUAGAUAUUAUGUGUCCCGUUGAGUUCCGAUGCCGCGACGUUUCUAAUCCAUGCAUGUUCAACGGUGGCACUCGCCAGAAUCCAUCUCUCCAAGGCGCUUUUGAGAUGCGCACCGCAGUUCGACAUGACAAAGAGAACGCAGCGAUCAAACAUGAUCCUGCACCACGAACAAAGAAUUCAAUCCCACUGAUCAACAAGGACACAGAAAUCGCAUACCUUCUUGCGGCGGCACCAUGCGUGCCACUGGUAUACGAUCUGCGAUACCCACCCACCUCUCUCCAAUUUUCACCAUCAUCUCCGUACGCAGGACGAGGAUACGAGCUCCUUCAGAUACCACUCACGCCAGCACGGUCCAAACAAAUACGGCUGAUCAGUCAAGACUUCCCCUGGGCAUUCGACAUCGAAUCCGGUGCCGGGAAACAGGGCAUAAUGUGUCUUGAAGUCCUCAGAGCGUUACACGCUGCAUUACAGCACCCACUCUCAGAUACGGAGUGGGGCGCCGCUGUGGAGGAUAAACACGCAAGUCUCAUCAGAGCGCGCGAUCGUCGGCUAACUAUGGAUCCUGCUUCGCGCGGGAGCUUGAAUUCGAAGGCAUCCCCUACUGCCAAGCCUAGAGUGAGAUUCGCAGUUGAUGCGGAUAUGAAGCUUGAGCGACGAGAGCCGGUGAUACUCCGUGUGGACUGGCUUGGGACCCGUGUUGCGUUUGGGGGGCUCGUCAAGGAUGAAGCGUUUGCGAGGAGGAGACUCAUUCCGGGUGCGAGGGAGCCACCUGAGACGUGGGUUGUGAAGUUCCAAAGAUUAGUGUAAUAUGUAAUCAUGUUCGGACGAAACGCACAGACCUUAUAUGUAUUGGUUGUUUAUCGAGAUUUUGGGACAUACGUUGGCAUUCGCGUCACAGGGGCUAUUGCUCUUUAAAGGGCAAGUACAUUUUUUGGGCCAAGGCUAGACUCGUAAUCUUCUCAAGUACCACUUAGAACAGAUCUACUCCCUCACUCACUCCAGCACACCAACGAACUGUGACCCCGCCGCAGAGAUAUAUAACCCAUACCUAUUCCUGCCUUCC